Molecule: messenger RNA, 1359 nt
Organism: Dovyalis caffra
Lineage: Eukaryota; Viridiplantae; Streptophyta; Magnoliopsida; Malpighiales; Salicaceae
Source: the annotation of a GenBank genome assembly
AUGGAGAUGGACAAUUGCGUGCUGCGAACUAGUAUUUUCGUUCUCAUAGUCGCCAUGUCCUUAGCCUUUCAAUUUUCUCCAAACCCAAAUGGAAAACACUUUUGUUCUCUGCUGACAUGCCAAAAUAAUAACUCUUCUUCUGCUUUGAAAGAGCGGAUAAUUGAGCUAGCUAAUGAUCAACACACAGUCAAUUGGAUGAAGAAGAUUAGGAGACAAAUUCAUGAGAAUCCUGAACUUGCUUUUGAAGAGUUUGAGACGAGCAAGCUGAUUAGGCAACAACUUGACCAAAUGGGUAUUUCUUAUCUGUGGCCUGUGGCAAGAACUGGUAUAGUGGCCACACUUGGGUCUGGCUCUCCACCCUUUGUUGCUUUAAGAGCUGAUAUGGAUGCUUUGCCUAUUCAGGAAUUGGUUGAGUGGGAGCACAAGAGUAAAGUAGAUGGCAAAAUGCAUGCUUGCGGCCACGAUGCGCAUGCUGCAAUGCUCCUUGGUGCUGCAAGGGUCUUGAAACAAUUGCAAGAUACGUUGGAGGGAACUGUCGUGCUUAUAUUUCAACCAGCUGAAGAACAAGGUCAAGGUGCAAAAGGCAUGAUUGCAGAAGGGGUUCUUGAUAAUAUAGAUGCCAUUUUCGGAUUGCACACUGUGCAUAGGUAUCCUACUGGAGUGGUUGCUUCACGGCCUGGAGAAUUCCUUGCUGGAUGUGGGAGUUUCAAAGCAAAGAUAAUAGGCAAAGGUGGUCAUGCCGCAAUUCCUCAGCAUUCCAUUGAUCCAAUUUUGGCGGCAUCAGCCGCAGUAAUUAGUUUGCAGAAUAUAGUUUCUAGGGAGGUUGACCCUUUAGAUUCUCAGGUGGUUUCUGUAGCUAUGAUCCAUGGAGGUACUGCAUUUAAUAUAAUACCAGAUACGGCUACAAUAGCAGGAACGUUCAGGGCUUUCAGCAAGAAGAGCUUCAACGCGCUCAGGGAAAGAAUAGAAGAGGUAAUCGAAGGGCAGGCAGCUGUACAUAGGUGCAGUUCUGAGAUAGAUUUCACCGGCGCAGAACAUCCAGCAAUUCCUCCGACAGUAAAUGAUGCCCGAAUUUACGAACAUGUCCGGCGUGUUUCAAUUGGUAUAGUAGGAGAAAGAAACAUUGAAAUAGCUCCAAGCUUCAUGGGAAGUGAAGAUUUUGCUUUCUACCUUGAUAAAGUUCCUGGAUCCUUUUUAUUUCUAGGCAUUAGAAAUGAGAGGAUUGGGAGCAUAUACAAUCCACAUAGCCCAUACUAUACCAUUGAUGAGGAUGUGUUCCCUAUUGGAGCAUCAAUAUAUGCGGCAUUUGCACAUUCUUACCUUUCAAAAUCAGCAAGAAAUUCGAAUUCUUAUGACUAA